Molecule: messenger RNA, 2899 nt
Organism: Clupea harengus (Atlantic herring)
Lineage: Eukaryota; Metazoa; Chordata; Actinopteri; Clupeiformes; Clupeidae
Gene: fam219ab
Product: family with sequence similarity 219 member Ab
Source: RefSeq, a predicted model, not a curated record
GGUGGAGCCGUUAUGGGCCUUGUUUUGUAGCGCACUGAGUGCAGCGGCCUCUGGAGGGACCGCUCCACAAUCGAGCCACAGUUUGGCGAGUCUGGUUGGAAGCCACGGCCCCGGAAGUGGGUGGUUGCGGGUUGAGUCGCCGCUUGGUCAUCGCUGACUGAAUUGGCUGCUGGGAUGAGGCUAAGAACGAAUGACGGCUGGAGCCUAUUUGAUAUCUGAGAAACUGUGAUUGUGAUCAUAUAGAAACCUACAAUUGCACCAUUACACCAUUGCUAGGAAACGUAUUGGAUAGCUUACAUUGGACGCUUUAAAAAACGCUGAGCCAAGAUGAUGGAGGAAAUGGAUAGAUUUCAAGUGCCGCCGUCGGUUCAAUCGGAGAUGCAGCCUUUAGACCCAGCAUCCUCUACCACAUCAGAGGCGGACUCAGACACCCGAGACGGGGAACCCGCAACUUUAAACUAUAAACCCUCCCCUCUGCAGAUGAAGAUAGAGAAACAGAGAGAGUUGGCCAGGAAGGGCUCAGUGAAGAAUGGCAACGCAGGGAGCCCAGUGAAUCAGCAGCCCAAGAAGAAUAAUGUGAUGGCCAGAACGAGGUUGGUGGUCCCAAAUAAAGGCUACUCAUCUUUAGACCAAAGUCCAGAUGAGAAACCUCUAGUUGCUUUAGAUACAGACAGUGAUGAUGACUUUGACAUGUCGAGAUAUUCUUCAUCAGGAUACUCUUCGGCUGAGCAAAUCAACCAGGACCUAAACAUCCAGCUGCUGAAGGAUGGCUACCGUCUGGACGAGAUCCCAGACGACGAAGACCUCGACCUCAUACCCCCCAAAGCAGUGAAUCCUACGUGCAUCUGUUGCCAAGCCACAUCCUCCACAGCUUGCCAGAUCCAGUAGAGCCGUCCCCAUCUCCUGUCCCAGCCCCGCCAUCCACUAAUGUCUCUCCAGUGAAUCCAUCUCACCGUGUGAGUGGUGACCAAUUUCCGUGGGUUAAGCAUAACAUUGGAAAUGACAAAUAAAUCAAGGUGAUAGAAGAGAAACAUACGUACAAUAACCAAAAUUAAUUCAGAAUUCCAGUUAAUACAGGGGAAAUGCGGGAAGGGUUAUCGCAAACAAAGGUCUCUUAUUGAUGGCUUCCUCCUAUGGCAGGACACGCACUUCCUUGUUUGGUUAAGAGACAGGAGAAGCCAGUGAGGAAUUAACUCACUGCCCCUCCUCCUGACUGGCCUUGCAUAGUUUAAUUCAUUUAAUUAAGUAGUGGAUUAAAUAAAGAGAAAUAAAAACAUUUCGAUUUAACAUUCAAUUUAGAAAUGUGACAACUGUUUAAAAUCUGCUGCUAACUGACGCUCAUUUCUGUGUUGACACGAUUGCUUCUAUGUUAUAUUUACUGUUCUGCGCUUACACUUUCAAUUUGUGUUUUUUUUUUCUUCACAUUGAACGUUUAAUCCUGGACAUUUCAAACAGUCCUGAGAUGUUUCACAGGAUGUUCAGUCUCCUUGUGUAAAGGUUUAUGGGCAUUGCAGGGGCUACAGGUUGACACUGCAUAGCACUGAGGGCAGAAUAGUGUAGCAUGUUUUAGGGCAUUGCACUUUUGGUUCACUUGGUUCAGUUUCAAAACACUUUUAUUUACUUUGAAUUGCCCCAUAUCUGCAGUGGAAUGCAAAUGAAUGUAUCAUAAAGAGAUGAAAGUAGAGAAAGUAGAAGAGUAUGCAGAUACUUCUCAAUUGAUCAGGCAUAUCAGUCUAUACAGCUUGAAUUUAAUUUCUUUUAAUUUUUCUGUCUGGCCAUGUGGCAUGUAUUGCAAUAUGCACACUUAAAUGUAUCCUUAAAUAAUAUCUUGUGAAUAAUAUGCCUUCCCUGUCACUGCCUAUGGAUUUAAUGUGGUUUUGUUUCCUCUCUAUAAACAGAGGAUAUGUAUUAAAUUUGGUGAGGGUAAAAUAACCAAACAAACUCCAGUGAAAGUAAUCAGGCCAGAAAGGAACAAUGGGGGGAAACAUGAGGGGUUUACGUAUAUCCUUAUGCAUUGCAGUUUAUUACGUGACCUUUGAACUGCAACAUUUGGGAAAGCAUCAGCUAUAUCUGGGCCCACAAAAUAACGUUUUGCCAUGCUUGGGAUAAAUGCGUCCGUCAUUAGAGUGACUUUGUUGGGAUAGCUGUAAAUCAUUUCUAAUAGCCCUCCUUACACGAGCACAAGAAAUCACUCAAGGCCCAGUCGUUUAAAGCAACAAAAGAGAUUGUACAAAGAAUUUGGCCACAGAUUUGGAUUCGAAGAAUGGCAGCUAGAGUCUUGUGAAAUGGAAAUGUUUUGGCACUGGGGGAAAAUGUUCUCGGAGGUAUUUUAGAGUAAGCAGUGUGUUACUAUAUUGGCAUAUACUUUAAUAUGACAAGUCAAGUAUCCAAUACAUUCACUGUAUGUUAACUACAUUUCUGGUUGUGUAGGCUUGGUUUGUCAUAUGACAUCUCUUGUAGGGUUCUUGGUCAGGGCCCUCGCCCAAAUGGCGUUUACAGCUACUUUUGUGUUCACACUUCUACUUAGACUGUCAUCUAAUUAUCAGCUAACACAGCACAUUCUUAACUCCAUUACACGGAUUUGGUUUUGUCGUUUGAGUGUUUGUUUACUUUUUCACUGGAUGUGUAACACGACAUUUUGUGACAUUUGGUUAAACUGGACUCACUCAUCUCCAAAUUAGUUUGCGUAUAGAGUAUGCCUUAAACGAGGAGUACUAACUGGAAUGAAAAUGGUAUGUUCUGACUCUGUAAGACAUACUGGGAGUCUCUAUUUGAAACACAACUUUUUUUUUUUUUUUUUUUUAAUAUAUUAAUGAUUAUGUAGAACUAUCCAUGAGUAUUUAACUAUGUUACAAUUCUCUGUUGUGUAAGAUAUCAAUAAACACAAAGCCAAAAUUAA